GGCGUCUACAACGUCCAGCAGCUCGUGGCCAACUCGAGCCCGCUGCUGGACGUGGUCAUCUCGCGGCUCGGGCAGGACCCUCCCGGCCACCCGAGCGCCUCGUCCAUCCUCAUCGACGGCCUCGCGGCGUCGCUGUCGACCCGGGGCCGCGAGUCCACGUUCCCGCUGGAGAACGCGGCCAACGAUGCGGCGCGCAGCGAAAUCGUCCACCAGGCCAACCGCGUCGCGUCCACCAUUGUCAAGCACGUCAAGAAGAGCGUCAAGCCGGCGCCCAAGAGCCUCGACUUCCGCAUCCGCAGCCCCUGCGAGGGCCACCUCUGGACGCACUCGGUCGCCGCCCUGCUCUUUGGCCCCCGCAGCGACUCGCAGCUCAUGGAGCUCUACAACGAGUGGCUGCACCGCAUGGUCCUCCUCCGCGACAGCCUGAUCCCCUUUGAGAACUUUGAGGAGGUGCCCCUCGUCAUCCCCCCGGGCUCGACCCGCGGCAUCCGCGACCUCGAGGAGCCCCGGCGGGCCUUCCUGGUCCACUGCCUCACCGGCAACAUCCAGCAGAUGGCCAUUGUCGACCUCGCAAAGGUCUUCACGGCCAGGCAGCUCCCCCGCGGCGGCUACGGCUUCCAGUACUCCCAGGGCCUCAUCCUGCCCGCCUUCCUGUCCGGCUCGCGCUCCCUCCACCUGCUGCGCUACCACCCAGCCCACCUCAACAGCUCCAUCGGCGACGUGCUCUUUGACUACGAGCACGCGCAGUACAUCAGCGCGCCCCGGACGGAGCUGACGGCCCAGGACGCCCUCACCACAAAGACCAACUGGAACGCGGCCUCCCUGCUCGACGCCGACACCAGCGUCGUCGAGUCCGCCCUCGUCGUCGAGCCCAGCGUCGACGCCCUCCGCCGCGUCGUCAAGCUGGGCCUCACGCUCGACUCGGGCGCCUGCGUCUCCGUCGACCUCGGCCAGAUUGCCCGCGGCCGCCGCUACGCCUACGAGAUCCGCUCCGACAAGAACUCCGGCGGCGCCGACGAGGCCUCGGACAGCACCGCCUACGUCCACAGCGCCGCCAGCAUCCUCUCCAAGCCGGGCCUGGUCAUCUCCCCCCGCGUCACGCAGGGCAGCCCGCCCGCCGUCCAUGUCAUCCCCACCUCGGAUCCCAUCCUCAGGCUCGCCCUCCUGGGCAAGCUCUAUCCCGAGAACGUCAUCCUCGUCAAGGAGCAGGACAGCCUUGGUGCGCUGAGCAGGGCCGGCAAGAACUUUGCGGAGAAGAUUGUGAUUUUC
Trichoderma reesei QM6a is the source of this 1269-nucleotide messenger RNA. RefSeq lists its product as uncharacterized. NCBI's taxonomy places the organism in Eukaryota, Fungi, Ascomycota, Sordariomycetes, Hypocreales, Hypocreaceae. The annotation marks the transcript as partial. The transcript has a single exon. The record is from RefSeq and is a predicted model, not a curated record.